Messenger RNA from Taeniopygia guttata (zebra finch), 2352 nucleotides. It is a transcript of the gene EAF1, whose product is annotated as ELL associated factor 1. Gene Ontology annotation, cellular component: super elongation complex. Gene Ontology annotation, biological process: transcription elongation by RNA polymerase II. Gene Ontology annotation, molecular function: transcription elongation factor activity. The record is from RefSeq and is a predicted model, not a curated record. NCBI's taxonomy places the organism in Eukaryota, Metazoa, Chordata, Aves, Passeriformes, Estrildidae.
GGGACGGUUCGGGCCGGGAGCGGGGCCAUGAACGGCUCGGCGAACUCGUUGCUGGACAAGGAGGAACACCCGCUGCAGCUGGGCGAGAGCUUCGAGCGGCGGCCCAAGGCCUCCUUCCACACCAUCCGCUAUGAUUUUAAGCCAGCAUCGAUUGAUACGUCUUGUGAGGGGGACCUCCAAGUGGGUAAAGGAGAUGAUGUUACCAUCACUUUGCCACAUAUUCCAGGUUCAACUCCACCAAUGACUGUCUUUAAAGGAAAUAAAAGGCCAUAUCAGAAGGAUUGUGUGCUUAUUAUCAAUCAUGACACUGGGGAAUAUGUACUGGAAAAACUUAGUAGCAGCAUUCAAGUCAAGAAAACAAGAGCAGAGGGCAGCAGUAAGAUCCAAGCCCGAAUAGAGCAACAGUCUGCCCGAGCAUCUCAGCCUCCUUCACAGUUCAGAGCCCCAACCAAGCCAGCAGUUGGACCUAAAACUUCUCCUCUGAAGGACAAUCCUUCUCCAGAGCCCCAGCUGGACGAUAUUAAAAGAGAGCUGAGAGCAGAGGUUGAAAUUAUUGAGCAGAUGAGCAGCAGCAGUGGAAGCAGCUCAUCGGAUUCAGAGAGCUCAUCUGGGAGCGAAGAUGAAAGCUCCAGCAGCGAGGGGGAAGAGCCAGCACAUGUUUCCCCUUCCCAGCCACCACACCAGCAGUAUAACAACAGGAAUGCUGUUGCUAAUGGCACCAGCAGGCCACAAGGAAGCAAUCAGCUCAUGAACACACUCCGAAACGACUUGCAGUUGAGUGAAUCUGGGAGUGACAGUGAUGACUAGAGGCUGAGCUUUUGCUGCUUCUGUUACAUAUACAUGAAGAACUAAUUUACCUUGAAGUGAUCCUAUUGCUUAUGGAAAGGAGCUGGCACAGAGAUGGUUCCAUGUUUGGAAUUUUAAUAGAAGAAAUGUAUUGCCCUACAAAAUAGAAGAAGUUGAGGACUGUUUUACUGUGUGAAUUACGUGUAUAUAUUGUGUAUAUUCUUCUUCUGCUAAAGCUUUGAGUAGAUAUGUACAGUGAGUGAGCCAAUGUAUGUUCCUGUCCACCAUAUGUAAGUUUAACAUGUAAUUAUGUGAGGUCAUCUAAAAAUUUCUUGUUUGUAGGAUAGCUUCAGCGCAUCAUGACUUUUUUGGGGGACUUUUGUAUAUAUGGUGAGCAUGUGCCUACAAUGAGUAUAAAAAACCAUGCAGGAACUAGUGUGUGCACUGAAGUGGGACUGCCAUAAAUUAAGUUUCAAUACUAAAUUGAUUUCUUUGGUUUGGGACUUUUCUAAUGCCUUUUUAUUGCUGUUUAUGGUUGAUUUAAUAGACUGACUUUUAAACAGUUGGAAAAUAGGAAUGAUUAAACCAUGUUCGUCACAAACCUUGCUGCAUCAGUGCCUUAUAAGCAGGUUUUUUAAAUAGUGCUUCAAUUCCUACCACCUUCUCUAUAGGGAGUAACACUGAAACAUCCUCAGAUUGCUUCUGCAAACAAGAGCUGUGUCUCAUACAGCCUGCCGUGCUCUGAGGGCAGUGACUCCAGCAAGAUAAAGGAUACACAUCAGUCACCUAAACUCAUCCAAGUAAGAAUCAGAUAAGCAUUCUCUUUACAAACUGAAGGGUCUCGUUUAAUUCAGACAUUCAGACUUAGUCUUCAGAAAUACUUACAAGCCCAACUACUAGAGACAUUGCAAUGACACAAAUGCAAAAUAUUUGACUUUCUGAAAUUCUAAGACUGCAGCUCUCUCUGCAGUUUCCUAGAGAAUGCAAAAAUGCAUCUCUCCCACCACAGUUGUAAAGGUAGACUUUAGUCCAUAUUGUUUAUUGGACAAGACCUCUUUGUGCUUGGCAGGAGUACACAGAACAUUAAAUAUUUGCCAAGGGUGAAAUUCACCCCUGUUUAAAGGGUGCUUAGUUGGAUUAUUGUUAACUUUUUUGCUCACAUGGAAAAUGAGUGCCAUAGGCAGCCUCUUGCGACUUUUUAAAAUCAAAAUUCUGCUGACAUAGGACAAGUUACACCUUAGUUGUGGUGUAAUCCUGGGGAAUGGGAAGCUGAAUCAGAUGCCUCUUCAUUCUCAGGUGUCUGCUUUGCACUGCUCUCAUCUGUCAGUUUGUGUUUUAACUCCUGUUUGUUUACUGAGCUCUGUCCUUUUUUUUAACAUGUUGACGAGCAAGGGGACAUUUCAAGGGAGAUUUUAUUAAAUGGUUUAUUUUUUUGCAUUAGAUACAUAUUUAGGCAUAUUUUUGCAUUAUUGUACAUACAUUAAAAAUACUUGGUUUUUUAAAGUGUUUUGUGAUGUAGGUAUGUAUUUUAAUGGACAGUUAUAAAAUAUACUCGAUGAAAAGCCA